Messenger RNA from Closterium sp. NIES-65, 1884 nucleotides. The record is from the annotation of a GenBank genome assembly. Lineage: Eukaryota; Viridiplantae; Streptophyta; Zygnematophyceae; Desmidiales; Closteriaceae.
AUGGGCGGGAAAUGGGGCGCGAUCUCGAAGCUGCACGCGUUUCCCAAAGCCGAGGACCACCUCACGCAGAAGACGCUGUACUUCCAGGGCAGUGUGCCGCGCACGUGCUCCCCAACCAAGCCCAAGGCGGAGGACCACCUCGCGCAGAAGACGGUGUCGGGCGCCAUCGGUACGCAACGCAGGCAGUGUGCCACGCACUUGUUCCCCAAGGCGGAGGACCGCCUCUUUGACAAGACGCUGUCGGUAUUUCAAGGGCAGCUGUGGCGACUGACGGCGUUCCCCAAGGCGGAGGGCCGCCUCUUUGAGAAGACGCUGCCGGUACGCACCGAGACGUCCUCGUUACCCCCAUUGACUCUCCUGGGAGUGGCGAUCAUGGUGGUGCUGUUUGCACACGAGCUCUCCUUUGUGCUGACGCCUGAGGUGCAUGAGGAGAUGGCAGUGGACAAGACGCCAAGGGAUGAGAAGCUAGACGUCUAUCUCAACAUCUCCUUCCCCUCGCUGCCCUGCAAUGGUGAGCUCACCGGCAUCCCCCGCCCGCCUCCUUUUCCACCCACCUACCUGUCCUCGUCCCUCUCUCUCUCACCUCCACCGUUCGCGUUUCCGGUGCAUGCCGUCAUCGUGAAUUAUCUCAAUCUCGAUGCUCUGGACAUGUCGGGCAACCAUGAGGUGGACAUCGCAACCAACAUGUACAAGCUCACUCCUACCCUCCCGUCGAACCUCCCGUCCCCUCCCCUCCCUCCCCAUCCCUUCUCCCUUCUCUUCCUCCUCUUCCUCCUCUUCCUCCACUUCCUCCUCUCCCCCCUCUCCCUCCUCUCUCUCCUCUCCCUCCUCUCUCUCCUCUCCCUCCUCUCCUUCCUCUCAGGUCCUUUCGACCUGCCUGGACCGCCAUGGCCAGAUGGCUCGUUCAUUGUGCCUCAAGACCCCCCUCCACCGCCCUCUCUUCCCCAUCCCCUCCCCUCCCUCUCCGCCCUGCCGCCCAUCCGAUCCGUCUGGACCGCCAUGGCCGGUUGGCAGACUCGCGGUGGCUCAAGGACCCCCUCCCCUUCCCCCCCUUCCCCCCCCCCCCCUCCCCCCCCCCCUUCUUCUGUCUCCCCCUCCUUCCUCCCCCCCCCCCCCUUCCCCCUCCCUUCUCUCACCCCCUUCUCCCCCAUCAGAUCCGUCUGGACCGCCAUGGCACACGCGGCAGGGGGACAUAAGGGGAAGGCGGGGGAGGAGGGUGAAGAGGAGGAGGAGGAGGGGGACGAGGUGGUGGGGCUGGAGCAGAUGGUGCUGGACGUGCAGAAGGCCAUGGCUGCUGGGGAAGGGUGCCAGCUGUACGGCCAUCUGUCAGUGGAGAGGGUGGCGGGCAACUUCCAUGUAUCGGUGCACGGCCAGUCUUACCUCGUGCUGCAGCAGGUGUUCUCAUCAGUGGGCGAUGUGAACGUGUCUCACGUCAUCCACUCCCUCGGUUUCGGAGUGCCCUAUCCCGGCCGCCUCAACCCUCUGGACGGAUUUGUCCGCAUCCUGCCGCCUCUCAAGGAAGGGGAGGACCCUGCCAGAUCCAGUGGCACUUUCAAGUACUUCCUCAAGGUGGUGCCGACGCGCUUCCGCUUCUGGCACGGGGGGACAGUGAAGACGAACCAGUACUCCAUCAGUGAAUACUUCACUCCCUCCUCGCCACAGUCCAACGCCCUGCCAGCGGUCUACUUCCUGUAUGACCUCUCACCCAUAGCAGUGAGCAUCACGGAGUCGCAUCGCAGCUUCUUCCACUUCCUCACUCGCCUCUGCGCUGUGCUGGGCGGCACCUUCGCCCUCACAGGCAUGUUAGAUCGCUGGGUGUACAGCCUGCUGCAGCUCAUCAACCGCCCUCGCCAUGCCUAUGGGAAAGCUACUCGCCUGCACUAG